CUUUGGACAUUCGAAGCGUUCGCAUCUAGCAUAGAAGUACCAUCGCUAAACCUCGUUCCUCAAGCAACGCAAGAAACAUGUGUGACGACGAUAUCUGCCCCCUUGUGGUUGACAAUGGCUCCGGCAUGUGCAAGGCUGGCUUCGCCGGAGACGACGCCCCUCGUGCCGUCUUCCCCUCCAUCGUCGGCCGCCCCCGUCACCAGGGUGUGAUGGUCGGCAUGGGUCAGAAGGACGCCUACGUCGGUGAUGAGGCCCAGAGCAAGAGAGGUAUCCUGACUCUCAAGUACCCCAUCGAGCACGGAAUCAUCACCAACUGGGACGACAUGGAGAAGAUCUGGCAUCACACUUUCUACAACGAACUCCGUGUUGCUCCUGAGGAAUCUCCCGUCCUCCUCACUGAAGCUCCCCUCAACCCCAAGGCCAACCGCGAGAAGAUGACCCAGAUCAUGUUUGAGACCUUCAGUACUCCAGCCACAUACGUUGCCAUUCAGGCUGUGUUAUCACUGUAUGCCUCCGGUCGUACUACAGGUAUCGUCCUCGACUCUGGCGAUGGCGUGUCUCACACUGUCCCUAUCUACGAAGGUUAUGCUCUUCCUCACGCCAUCAUGCGUCUCGACUUGGCCGGCCGUGAUUUAACUGACUAUCUGAUGAAGAUCAUGACUGAGCGUGGUUACUCCUUUACCACCACCGCUGAGCGUGAGAUCAUUCGUGAUAUAAAAGAAAAGCUUUGCUAUAUUGCCCUUGAUUUCGAAAAUGAAAUGGCCCAGGCUGCAGCGUCUAGUUCCUUGGAUAAAUCCUAUGAACUUCCCGAUGGUCAGGUCAUCACCAUCGGCAAUGAACGAUUCCGUGCCCCCGAGGCUCUGUUCCAGCCUUCCUUCCUUGGUAUGGAAUCCUCUGGCAUCCAUGAAACUGUCUACACAUCUAUUAUGAAGUGCGACGUCGACAUCAGGAAGGACCUGUAUGCCAACACCGUCAUGUCUGGAGGUACCACCAUGUACCCUGGUAUCGCCGAUCGCAUGCAGAAGGAGAUCACAUGCCUGGCUCCUUCCACAAUUAAAAUUAAGAUCAUUGCUCCUCCCGAGCGCAAAUACUCCGUUUGGAUCGGCGGUUCUAUCCUCGCCUCAUUGUCCACCUUCCAGGCCAUGUGGAUUUCAAAGGAAGAGUACGACGAGUCUGGCCCUGGAAUCGUCCACCGCAAGUGCUUUUAGAUUAUUUAUAUUUUUCGUUUUAUAUUCAUUCACUAUAAAUGGCGACGUGCAGAAAUACAUUAGAUGCAUAACAUUGUGGAAAAUAUGCUAUAGAUAUCGACAAUUUUGAAAUAAUAUGAGGAAAGAAUUGGAAAGAUAUACCCAUAUCUACCGUUUAUUAUAUAGCUAUGCAAAAGAAAUUUUAUCCAUAAAAGUAAAUGUUUCAGUGAAAAUAUUAUCCUGUGUAGGGUGCAUUUCACAGCUGAACGAAAGCAAAAUCCCCAAAGCAUGACAUGGAAAUUAUAAAAUAUUUUCACUGAUGGUGUAAGUUUCGUGGCACAUAAGAUCAAUAAUUGUUUAAUCAGUCAACUAUCGAUAUAUUCUCUUCGUGAUUACAGUAACCUCUCAUCAAAUUUUAUAUUGGUAUCUUUUUCAAUAGGCUCAUUCCAACUGCAAUGAUGUAAUGCAGUUCCUUAUCAGGUUAUCAGUUCGGUUUACUAAAACUUACCUAUCAUUUCUCUGUUUCUCUCUGUCUACCUGUCUAACUUAGUCUGUUUGCCUCUCUCUCUCUCUCUCUCUCUCUCUCUCUCUCUCUUCU
Messenger RNA from Penaeus monodon (black tiger shrimp), 1785 nucleotides. RefSeq names its product actin, muscle-like. The record is from RefSeq and is a predicted model, not a curated record. Gene Ontology annotation, biological process: mitotic cytokinesis. The coding region runs from base 78 to 1208 and encodes 376 amino acids. NCBI's taxonomy places the organism in Eukaryota, Metazoa, Arthropoda, Malacostraca, Decapoda, Penaeidae. The transcript has 2 exons.